AAAUAUUCCUUUUAAUUCCUAACGUCAAACAGACUGUUUUAUGUGUAAUUGUUUUUGUAAUUUUAAAGUAAUAGAAUGGUUAACGUUAAUGAAAAUCAGAUCAGAAACAUUGGAAAGGUUUUAAAUGACUCGUCGAGACCUUUGAAAGAAAGAUUCCGUGCUUUAUUUACACUAAGAAACAUCGGAGGUGAAAUAUCCAUUCAGUGUAUUGCCUCCUGCUUCUCGGAUUCAUCAGUAUUAUUAAAACAUGAAUUAGCAUACUGUUUGGGUCAAAUGCAAGAUGAAAAAGCCAAUCCAAUACUCACCCAAAUUUUGGAAGAUGUAAAACAAGAACCUAUGGUUAGACAUGAAGCAGGCGAAGCCCUGGGAGCUAUUGGAAGUAUAGAAAAUAUAAAAAUUCUUGAGAAAUAUAAAAAUGAUCCAGUGGUAGAAGUAGCAGAGACCUGCCAGCUGGCGUUGGACAGAAUAAAAUGGUUGCAGUCUCAAAAACAGGAUGAAAAACUUUCAGCGAACCCUUAUAAUUCAGUGGAUCCUGCACCUCCUUGCCAAGAUACUGAUGUUCCAGCAUUGAAGAAGGUCUUACUAGAUGAAAAUGCCAGUCUUUUUGAAAGAUACCGAGCUAUGUUUUCUUUACGAAAUUUACAAACUACUGAAUCUAUAGAUGCGUUAGGAACAGCUUUGCAACACGGGAGUGCCUUAUUCAAACAUGAAAUUGCUUUUGUUUUGGGGCAAUUACAAGAUGAAAGAGCCACAAAAUAUCUUAGGCAGUCUUUAGAGGAUAGUCUUGAAAAUGAAAUGGUUCGUCAUGAAUGUGCAGAGGCUUUGGGUGCUAUAGCUACUGAAGAAUGUACUGAAAUAUUAACUAAGUAUUUGGAGGAUCCCAAGAGAGUGGUUAAAGAGAGUUGUGAGGUAGCUUUGGAUAUGUGUGAAUAUGAAAAUAGUCCGGAAUUUCAAUAUGCAAAUGCUCUCAGUAGUUGAGAAGUUAUUGUUGAUAUUUAUGUAAAUAAAUUCUAUGAAUAUA
Diabrotica virgifera virgifera (western corn rootworm) is the source of this 1021-nucleotide messenger RNA. It is a transcript of the gene nero, whose product is annotated as deoxyhypusine hydroxylase. The transcript is spliced from 2 exons. The record is from RefSeq and is a predicted model, not a curated record. The coding region runs from base 76 to 978 and encodes 300 amino acids. Lineage: Eukaryota; Metazoa; Arthropoda; Insecta; Coleoptera; Chrysomelidae. Gene Ontology annotation, biological process: peptidyl-hypusine biosynthetic process. Gene Ontology annotation, molecular function: deoxyhypusine monooxygenase activity.